UCCAUUGCCACUUAUCGCGUGGGUGGCGCGUUUAAUUCACAUUUUAUUUCAGUGCGCGCGUAAUUGUUGCUUCCACGCGCUACACAGGAGCUGCCAGGAGGCCCUGCCACAGAUAUAGUCUGUUCGCGUUGGCGCUGCACGGCGGUUGUGUGCGCGGUGAAACGCGCAUUCUGUGGGUACACUCUCGCCGCCUUUCCCGGUUUAGCAGCAGUUUAGUUUGGUCAUGCAAAACGAGGCCACCAGCGAGAAUUUGGAGCCGCAGGCAUCCACGGGAGCAGCAGUUCCCGUGGCAACGACCGACUCCAUGCGGAGUCCUCCAGCCGCAGCUCCACGGCAGCGACCCAAGCCUGGUAUCCUUCGCCUGGACAUUGGCAAGCCGCGACGCUCAUCAGGUGGUUCUGUCGAUUUCCGCUGCGUGGGCAGCAGCGGCAGCGGCAGUGGCAGCAACAUCGCCACUGGCGCCAACAGUGAGGUAAGUGGGCAUGAGUUACGGCUCGCCAGGGAGUGCUUACGAUUUGGCCAGGCCAACGACAUGUGCAGCAGCAGCAGCAGUAGUAGCAGUAACCAUGGCAAAAUGGGGAAAAUUGAGGAAAGGGAAUGUGGCAUCCACAACCUGCAACAGAAAUGGCAGCAAAUGCCAAUAGCCAUAAACGCCAAUCGCACUUAAACGGUGGUUGCCUCUGGUCAAGCAAUGCAAGAGCG
Molecule: messenger RNA, 702 nt
Organism: Drosophila guanche
Lineage: Eukaryota; Metazoa; Arthropoda; Insecta; Diptera; Drosophilidae
Exons: 1
Coding region: 224-667 (147 amino acids)
Source: RefSeq, a predicted model, not a curated record